Neoarius graeffei (lesser salmon catfish) is the source of this 1879-nucleotide messenger RNA. RefSeq names its product adrenoceptor alpha 1Bb (gene adra1bb). Lineage: Eukaryota; Metazoa; Chordata; Actinopteri; Siluriformes; Ariidae. Gene Ontology annotation, cellular component: membrane. Bases 257 to 1660 code for a protein of 467 amino acids. The transcript is spliced from 2 exons. Gene Ontology annotation, biological process: adenylate cyclase-activating adrenergic receptor signaling pathway; cell-cell signaling; phospholipase C-activating G protein-coupled receptor signaling pathway. The record is from RefSeq and is a predicted model, not a curated record. Gene Ontology annotation, molecular function: alpha1-adrenergic receptor activity.
UCGUGGGUGGAGAGAGUCGUGUAAAGUGUUCACGUGUACUUCCUCUCCAGCUCGCUCUCCUGCACGCGCCUCGGGUGAUGGUGCAGCCGGAAAGCGCCUCACUUCCCCCCGGGAUGUCGGUGCAGAGGAAAGAGGAAACGGAGGAGUGACGCGCGCGCAUCAGGGAUCAGGAGUCGCGAGCACUUUAGCUCAGACGCGCCGAGUCUUUUGGCUGCUCCUCAGCGGGAAGGAGAGAUGAUCAUGCUGUCUUGCCACCAUGACUCCCGACAAUGACUCGUGCGCGCUCUUUAACGGCACCAGGUGGAACGGGACCGGAGCGCACCACCCGCCCGUGCGCCUGUCUCGCGCGCUGCCGUUGGGACUCGUCCUGGGCGCGUUCAUCGUGUUCGCGGCGCUCGGUAACGCGCUGGUCGUGGCGUCGGUGCUGCGCGACAGGCGCCUGCGCGCGCCCACUCACUGGCUGAUCCUGAACCUGGCGGCGGCGGAUCUGCUGCUGAGCGCCGCCGUGCUGCCGGUGUCGGCGGCGCAUGAGAUCCUCGGCCGCUGGGCUUUCGGGAGCGUCUUCUGCGACGUGUGGGCCGCGCUGGACGUGCUGUGCUGCACGGCGUCCAUCCUGAGCCUGUGCGUCAUCUCUGUGGAUCGGUACGUCGGUGUGAGCCGCCCGCUGGCCUACUCGAGCAUCGUGACGCGCCGCCGCGCUGUGCUGGCCGCGCUGUCGGUGUGGCUCGCCUCCGUGCUCAUCUCCGUCGGGCCGCUGCUGGGAUGGAAGCAGGCGCGCUCACCGGACGACAGCGCGUGCGACAUCACCGAGGAGCCCUACUACGCGCUCUUCUCCUCACUCACGUCCUUCUACAUCCCGCUGGCCGUCAUCCUCGUCAUGUACUGCCGCGUGUACACUGUGGCCAAACGGACGAGUCGCAGUCUGGAGCUGGGCGUCCGGAAGGAGAGAAUCAACUCGGCGCAGGUCACGCUGAGGAUCCAUCAGGGCUCCAGGACGCGCGAGGACCCGGCGCACCAUCAGAGGAGCGCGCUCACCCUGCUGAGAUUCUCUCGGGAAAAGAAAGCGGCCAAAACGGUCGGAGUUCUGGUCGGAGCCUUCACCGCGUGCUGGCUGCCCUUCUUCAUCACCUUACCCAUCGUUUCCUUCAACGCUGAUCUGCGUCCUCCAGAAAUCAUCUUCAAGUUCGUCUUCUGGCUCGGUUAUUUCAACAGCUGCGUGAACCCCGUCAUCUACCCGUCUUACAGCCGCGAGUUCCGCCGGGCGUUCGCUCAAAUCCUGCGCUGCCGGAGGCGGCGGUCAGUGUGGAGGACGUUUCCCCCUCACGGUGCCUCCACCUGUCAGGCCAGAAAAGACUCCAGAGACUCCAUGGACAACUUCAGUAGCUACGUGUACGACAGCCCGAGGACACUGUCCUUCUCCAGCCUGUGUCCUAGUCCUGGUUUCCACAGCAAGAGUCAGUUUCUGUUCUUGGAGCACGGACAUGGUCACCCACGGAGCAGGAACAACUCUGUGUUGGUGGAGGGGAUUACAGAUCGGCCUCUGGAGCCUGUCAGAGAGGAUACGCUGCAGGACAACAGACAAACGAAUGGGAGAAAUGCAGAAAUGUUCUCGGACAGUCAGACAAAAGAGAAUUCAAGUGAUGAAGGAGAUCGUUCUUAAACCUAGUGACUUAUAAACUUUCAAAUACAUGUUUACUUAUUAGUUUAAAGAAGCCAAGACUGGAUACAAUGCCUCAUGUCCCCUAAAUGUUGUCAAUUAUCCAAGAUUUGUUCGCUGUCUAAGAUUUGCUUCUUUACUUUUACAACCGCAAUUCCAAAAAAGUUGGGACGCUGUGUAAACUGUAAAUAAAAACAGAAUGCGAUAAUUUGCAAAUCAUGG